UGAAGGCACAUGACGUCACACUUGUGUGCACAGACACACGGAGAAAAGAUCUCGCCUGACUGACUGGAUCUUUUUUUUAAUUUUAUUUUAUUUUAUUUUUUUUACAAUUUUGACAUAUACAAGCACCACAAUGCUGCCUUUUAAGAGAACUUUUGAAGGCGAAAAGCAUCAGCUUCAGGAGCUGAACGGCCGGUUGGCUCAGUACCUUUCCAGAACACAACAACUGGAGCGAGAGAACGCGCGUCUCAUGGGCGAGAUCAACCAGCUGAGACAGGCCAAGGUGGUGGAAUGGGAGCCGAGGUACAAGGCUGAAAUGCGGGACCUGAGAAGAGCUAUGGAGCGGAUGUCGCUGGAGAAAUCCCGCGCCGAGGUGGAGAGGGAGCGGUUGUGGAAGGAGUUGCAGAUGGUGCGUUCACUGUGCAGCCAGCAGAGCGACGUGUGCAGGGACAUCAGCGGGGAGCUGCGAUGCUGUGAGAAGGAGCUCCAAGACGCCCACAAAAGCAACACUUCACUCCAGCAGCGUUUAACUGAUCUCCUCAAUGAGUAUGCGUUCUUAGAGGAGGCGCACAAGCAGGAGAUGGGCCACCUCAGACGUCAGGUGGAGUCCAGGGUGGUACCCAUCAUCACGCAAACUUACUCGGGGCCCCCGGCUGCAUCUGUGGAAGAGGUGCAGCGGUAUGCCCGGGGACUCUCCGAGGGAUGGAUGGAGACUUUGGAAAUGUACCAGCAGAAGGUGGACGACAUGGAGAAAACCAUAAAGGCAGACCAAGCCUUGCUGGGUGACCUGCAGAGGGAGAAGAUGCUGCACGUCACGGAGUUGGACAAAUUACGCACGGAUGCGGAAAAACAAGGGCAGCUUCAAGUGCGUCUUGAGAAGGAACUGAUGCUCAUGCAGGAUACAUUUAGUCAUGACUUGGGAGAAUAUCAGAUGGCUAUUGAUCAACUGGAACGUGAAAGGAGCAUGAUGGCUGAUGCGAUUGGACAGAAGAUGCAAGAACAUCAGCAUCUUCUCCAGGUCAAGAUGGAUCUGGGCAUGGAGGUGGCUGCCUACAGGGCUCUCUUGGAAGGUGAGAGAGCUGGUCUUCAAGACGCUCAUAGGCGGGUCAAUCAACAUCAGAGAGAAAGAUUAAUAGAUAUCAAGAUACCUAGUCAACACUACACUCCAAGAACCACAAGCAGGCAGCGUAUGGACGUCAGGUUUUCACCAUCCACUUCUAAUCUGAGAAGAUCUCCCGUGGUUCAGUCGGGUUCCAAAAGUCCCUCACGGGUCAUUCCAAUUUCACUUACAACCAGAACACAGCAUCAGAGUCCUGCCUCCAGAAGGGACAUGGUCUCGUUUGCUAAAGCCCAGAGUGCCUCUUCUCCCACUGGUUCCGGUGUCUCCAAAGAUAAAGGUGUCGUCAAGAUUGGGCAGCAAAGUCAAAAGUCAACAAGAACAGAAGAGAAAAGUAAGAAAAUCGAACAGAUCUCACAGGGAGAAAACCUAACCAGUUCCAUCAAGUCUUCUGCUGCUGAGACCACAUCAAGUAGAGUCCUCUCACCAGUGAUGAAGACCCUAGACACAAAACCAAUGUACAUGAAAGUUGUAGAAGAACCAGAGGAAGUCGAUGACAAGGGGCUGAAGGAUGAAGGAGAAACCAAUUCCACGAUGAAAAGACAAAUGACAUUAGACAGUGUGUCCGUUGAGGAGAUCAUUGAGAAAGUCAUCAAACCAUCAAGUUUGGAAGCCAAGGAUUGCUCCCUCGGAGAAUCAAACGUGACCUACCACAUCGAGAAAACCAAACAAGAGGAUGGCUCGACAAAGACCCAGAUUGUGCUGGAGUCCAAGGUGAAGGAGGAAGUAGAUGUUUCUGAAGACUCUGUUCUGGAUCAGCUUCUGAGUCAAGGAGUGAAGAAUGUCUCUCUGGAUGAUAUUAAGGAUACAGCAACAGGUAGCAUGAUCAAGAACCUGCUAAGUGGUCUUCAGGGUGAGGCAAAUCUACAAAAUAGAUCCGUCAAUGUGGAGAUAAUUGAGCAAGCAGUGGAGUCCACAAGUGAUGAUUUAGCAGAGAAGUGUUUUUAUGAGCCCUCGUCAUAUUUCCAAAUUGAAGAGAUGGAAAAUGACCAAGAUGAUCAAAGCGCUGAGGAUGACAUGAACAUGAUGGUUGAUCGCAAGAGUGGAUCUGUUCAGGUUCAGGAGAACAUCAAGGAGAGUGAAGCUUUAUAUUUCACCCACGACCAAGAGCCUGAUGAGUAUUUUGUCUCCACUCCAGAUGAUCUCUCAGAAGUCGAGGAGACAUGUGGCAUCACGUCUUAUGGCCAUUACGGUAUUGUGGAUGACUUAUCUGAUGAGCGGUAUUAUCAGGAUGACAGACCUCCUCAAAGCAGAACCGUUGUUGAGGAACACAGUGACUACAAGUUUACUGCAGGAGAACGCCCUUUUCUCAGAGAGAGUAUUCCUGAAUGCAUCAUUGAAGAGGAGAUCCGUGUUUCUCCCAUAGUGCAGGAGUCGGUGCUGGAGUUACUGCGAGGGGACUCUUUGGCACCUAAAGAACAGCUGAGGGGAGCUUUGGAGAAGUUACAAGAUUCAGUCUCAGGUCCACUGAAGGAUGAGUUAGCUUUUCUAACUAAAGUUAGCAGUGAAAAUCCACAGAAUGUGGCUUUCGACAUCAAGAAAGUGCAGCAGUCAAAUGACAGUGGAACCACCACCAUAGUUGCAGAGCUGAACGUCUCCCAAACUCUGGAGGACUCCGGGCUUCUGGAUGAUGAUGACUUAUCUGAGGAGCAGAUCAUGGAAGCUCUGAGGUCUUCUCACCUGGGUAGUGCCUUGCAAGGAGGCGCAGGGGAAGGCUACAGCUUCAGGAUCUCCAAAGAACAACAGCGUGUUAGGUUUAAUGACGAGUUUGACUUCGAAAGAGAAGGUGAGUCUACGUCAACUGUUGCAGAGAGACAAAUCAAACAUGGACCAUCAGAGAGCACGCUUCACAUUCAGAUGGAGGGGCACAGCAGUCGUACGGAUGCUACCACUGAUCAAGAGUGAAAUCAACAGAAUCGGUUGCUUACCUUGAAAGAACAUCGGGAGAAACAGCAUCUCUUUAAGCGUACUACCAAGGACUUGGAGGAAGAAAGGAUCAGUCUAUUAACAUUCUGUCUUAUCAACACAAACCCCGAAACACUUCUUCGAUGAUCGCCACCAUUUUUUUCUGAAAUUACUUCUGUAUACCAAAGAAAAAAACUUUAAAAUUAUUUUUAAACAAA
Doryrhamphus excisus (bluestripe pipefish) is the source of this 3237-nucleotide messenger RNA. It is a transcript of the gene synm, whose product is annotated as synemin, intermediate filament protein. NCBI's taxonomy places the organism in Eukaryota, Metazoa, Chordata, Actinopteri, Syngnathiformes, Syngnathidae. Gene Ontology annotation, cellular component: costamere; neurofilament cytoskeleton; sarcolemma. Gene Ontology annotation, molecular function: vinculin binding; structural constituent of muscle; structural constituent of cytoskeleton. Gene Ontology annotation, biological process: fast-twitch skeletal muscle fiber contraction; intermediate filament cytoskeleton organization. The record is from RefSeq and is a predicted model, not a curated record.